GGGGCAACAACAUCUCUCUUACAAAUCCCAUUCCUUUUGCCGAAUUUCUUCCCUCAUCCCAAGAAUCCAAAGAAAAAAAAAAUGAAGUUUUUUCAGUCACAUUCAAAGCCAAACUGUUAUUCUCGCUUGACAAACAUCCUCAUUGUUUCAUCUUCUGUUUGCAUACUCUAUUUGCUCAUCUCUUUGUUUCUUGUACGGACCAAGCUUUUGGAGGCAUCAUAUUCUUCAACUCAAGAUCAUGUGUAUGCUCCGACCUCUCUUGAACACAUUGUCUUUGGAAUUGCUUCCAACAAGAAUGCUUGGCCAAAUAGUAAGGACCGUGUUAAGAUGUGGUGGAAGCCGGCUCAAAUGAGGGGUUGCGUUUUUCUUGAGCAAGGACUUCCGGCUGAACACCAAAAUCUCACCAACGACACUUCUCUGCCUCCCGUGUGCAUCUCCGAGGACACCUCGCGGUUUCGCUACACUUACAAGGGUGGUUCCCGGUCCGCAAUACGCGUGGCGCGGGUUGUUUCGGAGACGGUGGCGCUCAAUCACUCGGACGUCAGGUGGUUUGUGUUUGGGGAUGAUGACACUGUUUUCUUCCCUGAGAAUUUGGUCAAGACUCUCUCCAAGUAUGAUCAUGGGCUUUGGUACUACAUAGGGACUAACUCGGAGAUCUAUGAGCAGAACAGGUAUUUCGGAUUUGGAAUGGCUUUUGGAGGGGCGGGUUUUGCCAUAAGCUACCCUCUAGCAAAAGUUUUGGCUAAAUUAUUAGAUUCAUGUAUUGAGAGAUAUCCACAUCUCUAUGGAAGUGAUGCUAGAAUUUACUCUUGCUUGACAGAGCUUGGUGUUGGGUUAACACUUGAGCCCGGUUUCCAUCAGAUGGAUAUUCGCGGAGAUGUGUUUGGUUUAUUGGCUUCACAUCCAGUUACACCCUUGGUAUCCUUGCACCACUUGGACCACAUCAAUCCCAUCUUCCCAAACAUGACAACUUCUAAAUCUCUACAACACCUUUACAAAGCUGCAAGUGUUGAUUCACAAAGGCUUUUACAGCAGACAAUUUGCUAUGACAGAUGGUUUUCAUGGACAAUUGUAGUGUCAUGGGGUUAUGCUGUUCAAAUCUAUGGAAACCAUGUGUUUGCGCCAGACAUUCUUCCUGUGCCAGAGACAUUCAGGAGAUGGAAAACCAGGGGACCUUUCCUAGCAGGAGUUUACACUUUUGCCACCAAAGAACUUCACGCUGAUCCUUGCCGACGGCCCACCAUUUUCUUUCUGGAUAGUGUGUCUUCUUCAGGAAACAAUGGAGUCAAGACCACCUACCGAAAAUUGUUUGUCAAUUGCUCUCAUGACGCGGCUUCACCGAGGAAACUCGAAGAGGUCAGAGUGUUUUCGCAUAAGCUAGACCUCGACAUCAAGCAGUUGCAGGCUCCAAGAAGGCAUUGUUGCCAGGUUUUGCCUUCUUCUUCAAGUAAAGUCAUGGAAAUUGCAAUUAGAGAAUGCAAGGACGAAGAGUUGAUACGCAUGCAUCCAUAAACAAAGGUGGAUAUUGGAUGAAGCUAAUACAACAUUGUACAUAAACUGAGUUGUUGAACUAAUUAUUACACAUGAAAAAUGAGAAUGACAGAUAGGGAAACAUUA
Messenger RNA from Morus notabilis, 1617 nucleotides. RefSeq lists its product as uncharacterized. Bases 82 to 1512 code for a protein of 476 amino acids. The record is from RefSeq and is a predicted model, not a curated record. Gene Ontology annotation, molecular function: acetylglucosaminyltransferase activity. NCBI's taxonomy places the organism in Eukaryota, Viridiplantae, Streptophyta, Magnoliopsida, Rosales, Moraceae. The transcript has 3 exons.